This is a messenger RNA of Leguminivora glycinivorella, 2628 nucleotides long. It is a transcript of the gene Hr51, whose product is annotated as photoreceptor-specific nuclear receptor. The record is from RefSeq and is a predicted model, not a curated record. NCBI's taxonomy places the organism in Eukaryota, Metazoa, Arthropoda, Insecta, Lepidoptera, Tortricidae. The transcript is spliced from 11 exons. The coding region runs from base 136 to 1479 and encodes 447 amino acids. Gene Ontology annotation, biological process: positive regulation of transcription by RNA polymerase II; cell differentiation; anatomical structure development. Gene Ontology annotation, molecular function: RNA polymerase II cis-regulatory region sequence-specific DNA binding; nuclear receptor activity; zinc ion binding.
UCCAAGUCAAAAUAUUGAACAGUAAAGUAUUCCCGAUCUGUAUCAAGAACAUAAAAUAAUGAAAGAACUGUAAGGUAUAACAGUGACUCAGUGAAUUCAUUGAAAACAAGCGAAUCUCACAAGAUCCACGUUGAAAUGGAGGUUGCGCAGACGCCGCUUCAGCUGACUCAAGAACACCAGGACAACAGAAUGACAGGCGACGAGAACCCUUCACCACUGCGUUGGUCGCCGCCGUCUUCCGCCGCAUUAGUUGCGGCCGCACUAGCGCCACCUGCCCUCCGACCCUGGCUGCCUGACCCGCCCACAAAGAAGACUAACCACCUGGGUCUUGUAUGCGUGGUGUGUGGCGACACCAGCUCCGGGAAGCAUUACGGCAUCUUGGCCUGUAAUGGCUGCAGCGGGUUCUUCAAGCGCUCCGUCCGACGGAAACUCAUAUACAGGUGUCAGGCGGGCACCGGCCGCUGCGUGGUGGACAAGGCACAUCGGAAUCAGUGCCAGGCCUGCCGCCUCAAGAAAUGCCUCGCUAUGGGUAUGAACAAAGAUGCGGUACAGAACGAGCGUCAACCCCGCAACACCGCCACGAUCCGACCAGAGACGCUGAGAGACAUGGACCAAGAACGAGCUUUGAGAGAAGCUGCGGUGGCAGUGGGUGUUUUUGGACCUCCAGUGUCAUUGGCUAUGGCGUUAUCACCGCAGCGGUAUCCACUGCUAUCGCCACACUACCCACCGCUGCCGCCGCCUCAACCACAGCCAGAUUCUUCGCGCGACCAUGAAGAGAGGCACCACUCUGAUAGUGACGAUGACAGUAUCGAUGUAACUAACGAAGAAGAUUCAACGUCCUACUCGCCACCCGCCACCAACCUCGCUGCCUAUCCUCAGAACUGCGGACCUUGCAGACCGCUUGGUGUGGAAAGCGCGGCAGAGACUGCAGCCCGGUUGCUUUUCAUGGCCGUCAAAUGGGCCAAGAACCUACCUUCCUUCGCAAGCCUCGCCUUCAGAGACCAGGUUAUAUUGCUGGAGGAGGCAUGGUCGGAGUUAUUCCUGCUAAACGCAAUCCAAUGGUGCUUACCGCUCGACGCAGCAUGUACGGCGCUCUUCGGGAGCGACCAAACCGACCAGGAAUCUGGAGCGAGCUCAGGAGUUUUGAGACGAUUGCGUGAGGUGCUAGGCCGGUACCGCGCCGUGCUGGUCGAUCCAGCCGAAUUCGCUUGCAUGAAGGCUAUCGUACUAUUCAAAUCAGAGACGCGCGGUCUCAAAGACCCCCUCCAGAUCGAGAACCUGCAAGACCAGGCGCAGGUAAUGCUAAUGACGCACGCGCGCGCGGCGCACGCGGCGGCGCCGGCGCGGUUCGGUCGCCUGUUGCUGCUGUUGCCGCUACUCCGCCUGGUCUCGCCGCAUCAGCUCGAGCGCGAGUUCUUCGCUAAGACCAUCGGGCAGACACCCAUGGAGAAAGUGCUGGCUGAUAUGUAUAAAAAUUAGCUUUAGUUUAAUUUUCUGUGAAGGAACUACAAGUGUGCUUGGACAUUUAGCGCGAAGAAUAUCGCUCUAACAUAUAGUGCACCAUUGAAUUUUUCAUUGUUAGCGCAAGUGAAAAGCCGUGAUGGUGGACUUCAACUUAUUUAACGUAUUCACUGUCACUGACGCAUUUAUGCGUUUCCGAUUCUUUCAUCCAGUGCCUUGAACGCACAGACAGGUUUCACCCUGUGCCUAGGUAAUAGCUUGUUGAACUCACACAUGUGAGUUUGGGGCACACAAAGGGCGGCAUAUGUCCAGGAAAAAAGGGUGACAAUGAAUGCGUUAACAUUAUGAGACAAUUAGAAAGUGUAAACGGAGGUAAGGUUAUAAACAAUAAAUCCACUUCAUAUUAAUUGAUGAAGAUGUACAUAAAAUGAAUUCACCUAGUAUCUAAUAUAGUACGCCGUGUACGCAAUUAUUAUAGCUUGAUGCAUUUAUAAUUUAAAUAGUAUAAGAAUGAAGCUAGAUUUUAAACGAAUUAUGGCCUCAUAAGAUGAAGUUUAAUAUAUUUGUAAAUAAAUGUACAUAUUCAUAUGUAAGGCAAGACAGGAGUAAGUGGAGUAACUUGAUAAGACAUAAUGCCAUUAAAAAAUGUUAAUAAGUAAUAAGUAACUAAGAGUAAAAUUCAUAUAUGCCUAUCUUUUAUAUGUUAUACCUAGUUACGUUUUUAGUCAUCCUCAUUUACGAUGCCAAUGCUUACUUAAGUAUAUAAGAUAACUUAUAAUUUCUCAUAUCAACUCUCACAAAAGGAAAAAAUUUAUCCAAUCAAUACCAUCCAUAUAAUAAGAGUAUAUGCACUUUUACGCCCCCCUGGACGUUUUGCAAGCAAGCAAACACAGACUCACACAACAGAGCGUCAUUCAUAUGGAUUUAGUAUCUACCAACUACCUACUUCGCUGCAAUUUUUCCUUAUCAAACAGAUUUUCCCUCAUUGCAAUUUUUACUACGGACGUAAUUAAUGAUACGCAGAAUUCUACUAUCCUAGAUGAUAUAUUUGAUGUGAUUCUUAGUAUGUGUUAUGUCAGUGUGUAAAUAUUUACGUAAUAACACAUAAUUGAUGAUCCUUUAAGUCGAUUGAAAUGUUAUGCAAAUUACAUCAUUUACAACGGUCCA